Molecule: messenger RNA, 1294 nt
Organism: Clarias gariepinus (North African catfish)
Lineage: Eukaryota; Metazoa; Chordata; Actinopteri; Siluriformes; Clariidae
Gene: elovl5
Product: ELOVL fatty acid elongase 5
Exons: 8
Coding region: 283-1167 (294 amino acids)
Biological process (GO): fatty acid elongation, polyunsaturated fatty acid; sphingolipid biosynthetic process; fatty acid elongation, monounsaturated fatty acid
Cellular component (GO): endoplasmic reticulum membrane; endoplasmic reticulum
Molecular function (GO): fatty acid elongase activity
Source: RefSeq, a predicted model, not a curated record
UAAGUGACCGCCUCAAAUAAAAAAAAGAAAAAAAAGUCUUAAAUUUUAUAUCCACUAAAAAUCCUGCCGUGGAUAAGUAGACUUUGCCCCAUCAGGCUAUUAUGAGGCGGUAAAUCUGCCCCGUUAUCACGCGCAUCUCGCUUCCACCUCUCUCUCUCUUGCUCUCUUUCUCUCUCUCUAAUCACACACACACACACGCGCGGGCGCGCGCACAGACACACACCGAUUAAAACAGCGGGAGCACGGUGCCAAGGACGUCCAUCCACACGGAGGAGAGUAAAAAUGGAAAUCUUUAACCACAGGCUGAACAACUAUAUUGACUCAUGGAUGGGUCCCAGGGAUCCUCGUGUGAGAGGCUGGCUACUGCUGGACAACUACCCACCCACUCUUGCCUUCACCAUCAUGUACCUCAUGAUUGUGUGGAUGGGGCCAAAGUACAUGAGAAACAGGCAACCCUUUUCCUGCCGUGGAAUCUUGGUGCUGUAUAAUCUGGCUCUAACUUUUCUCUCCUUUUACAUGUUUUAUGAGCUUGUGGCUGGUGUGAGGCAAGGCGGCUAUAAUUUCUUCUGCCAAGACACUCACAGUGGAGGAGAAGCUGAUAACAGGAUUAUUCACGUGCUGUGGUGGUACUACUUCUCCAAGCUCAUCGAGUUUAUGGAUACUUUCUUCUUCAUCAUGCGCAAAAACAACCACCAGAUAACCUUCCUGCACGUUUACCACCAUUCCACAAUGCUGAACAUCUGGUGGUUUGUGAUGAACUGGGUGCCAUGUGGACACUCCUAUUUCGGAGCCACCUUUAACAGCUUCAUUCAUGUGCUCAUGUACUCUUAUUACGGGCUCUCAGCUAUUCCUGCCAUACGUCCGUACCUCUGGUGGAAGAAGUAUAUAACACAAGGCCAACUGAUCCAGUUCGUUCUGACCAUGAUCCAGACAUCCUGUGCUGUGGUGUGGCCUUGCGGUUUCCCUAAGGGUUGGCUGUAUUUCCAGAUCAGUUAUAUGAUCACCCUUAUUAUUUUCUUCUCAAACUUCUACAAACAGACUUACAAGAAGCGCGGGGAUGCUCUGAAAAGCGAUCACCGACACAACGCCGUAAAGUCUGUGAAUGGCCACUCGAAUGGCACGACUCAUAAAGAAACAGUAAAACAAAGGAAGCCGAGGGGCGACUGAGGACCUGUACAUUCACCCAGUUCCUCUUUAGCUGUGUAACACUUCUGCGAAUGUGUUGAUCGACUUCCCGAGUCUAAACACUGCAGAGACAGAAGCAAAAUAAAAGUCAAAGGAUUUUAUUGUUGAA